Arachis duranensis is the source of this 2452-nucleotide messenger RNA. RefSeq lists its product as uncharacterized. Gene Ontology annotation, molecular function: acetylglucosaminyltransferase activity. Bases 274 to 1764 code for a protein of 496 amino acids. Lineage: Eukaryota; Viridiplantae; Streptophyta; Magnoliopsida; Fabales; Fabaceae. The record is from RefSeq and is a predicted model, not a curated record. The transcript is spliced from 4 exons.
UGUUCUUGUUCCUGUAUAGAGAUCUCUCUAUAAUCUGUUGUAUCCUUUCAGCACAGAAAACACCUGCUGGCUGCUUCCACACGGUCCCAGCAACUUUCACUUCCAAAAAAUAACUGUAACCGUAACAGCGGUUUCUUUUGUCCCUUUAACUCUUCUUCUUCAUCAUUACGCUACUCGCAAAAUCCCUCUUACCUUAAUUAAAUCUAAAUAAAAAAUUCAAAAUCCCACAAAAAAAUAAACAAUAAAUAAAUUUUUAGAAAAAGAAUCAACAAUAUGUUUCAGCGAAGAAAACCUAGUACAGGUAACUUGCCUGUUUCAACCUCGGUUCCAGAAUUAGAAACCCCAAUGCCUUCAUCAUCUUCUUCCGCUUCCAAACCGACGUCGUUUUGCGACUCACUCACCUUCAAGUCCUUACUCUUCUCUUUCUCUCUCCUUCUCAACCUUUACUUGAUCUUCCUCCUCUGCUCCCAAAGAGUCCCACCAACAAUCUCCACGCGCUCCUCAACUGUCGUGCCCACCACGCGCCGCCAUAUCCUCUUCGCGAUCGCCUCCUCCUCCGUUUCCUGGCCCCGCCGCCAUCCCUACCUCCGCCUCUGGUACUCUCCAAACACCACGCGAUCACUCGCGUUCCUCGAUUCGCCGCCAGCUUCGGAUUCCUCCUCGUCCUCUUCUUCGUUGCCGUCGGUGGUGAUCAACGGCGAUACCUCACGGUUCCCGUACACGUUCCGGGGAGGGCUCCGGUCGGCGAUCCGGGUGGCGCGUGUGGUGAAAGAGGCAGUGGAGAGGGGGGAGAAGGAGGUGCGGUGGUUCGUGUUCGGCGACGACGACACAGUGUUCUUAGUGGAGAAUGUAGUGAGUGUAUUGUCGAAGUACGAUCAUGAUCGGUGGUACUAUGUUGGGAGCAAUUCGGAGAGCUAUGAGCAGAAUGAGAAGUACUCGUUUGAGAUGGCGUUCGGUGGUGGCGGUUUCGCUGUGAGCCACGCGCUUGGUAGGGUUUUGGCUAGGGUUUUGGAUUCUUGCUUGAAGAGGUAUGGCCACUUGUAUGGAAGUGAUGCUAGGAUCUAUUCUUGUGUUGCUGAGCUUGGUAUUGGAUUAACACAUGAACCUGGCUUUCAUCAGUUAGAUAUGCGGGGUGAUUUGUUUGGGAUUCUAGCUGCACAUCCAUUAUCUCCAUUGCUGUCCCUUCAUCACUUGGAGGCAGUGGAACCUCUCUUUCCCAACAUGAACAGAACACAAGCCCUUGAACAUCUUAUGGCAGCUGCAGCCGUAGACCCUGCAAGGAUUUUGCAGCAAACUGUGUGCUAUGAUCGUUCAAAUUCUUUAACUUUCUCGGUUUCAUGGGGUUUUGCCAUCCAAGUUUUUGAAGGAAAUGAAUUUCUCCCCGAUCUUCUUCAAGUGCAGAGGACUUUUGUGCCGUGGAAGAGGGGUAGCAAAGUUGUUGGUAAAUUUAUGUUCAACACGAGAGACUACCCUAGAGAUCCUUGUCAAAGACCUUUUCUCUUUUUCAUGAAAAGUGUUGAAUACGAUAAAAGUGGCAUUUGGAGUAACUACACCAGGCAUGCUGUUGGGAAAUGCUUUGAAGAAACAAAUUUGGUAAAGCAGCUGAAGAAGAUUAUAGUUUUCUCGAGGAAGCUAGUGCUUAAUGUUGAAGAGUUGAAAGCCCCUCGUCGGCAAUGCUGUGAUGUUUUGCCGUCUUCCAAUGAAACAACAAUUAUCCAUCUUAGACAUUGUGGAACUGAUGAAUUGAUCUCCAUGUACCAAUAGCAUUUCUUUUCAGUUGUCAUCUCUCUCAAAAGCUUGAAUUUCUUAAUGAGCAUGGAUGUUUGGAGGACAGUUCCCCGAGGUGGGUGCGUCUUCUCUUAGGUGGACCAUGAAACUUAGUUUUGAUGUUAUAGUUUCAAAAUCCAAUGUGAGAGAAAGGAUCCAUGACCUCCUUCUACAAGAAAAACGUGUGCUAGUAGAUUCAUAAAGGAUCUCUUGGUGUAUGGUGCGCAACCCCUCACAACUUUGCCUCAACUUCAUGGAUCUGUAAAAGUGUGCGGAGACCACAUUAAAUUAAUGGUGAUAGAUUAGGUAUACAAAACUAAAACACCUAUUUUUUGGUGUACAAAUAUCAUUUUCCUUGUUUUAUUUGCUGCGUAGUUUUGCCAUCUAAGUUUCCAUGCAGCUGUACAUAUUUUGGUUUCUGUUUUUCUAGUGUAGUUAAAUCACAUGGAUGCUGCUCCAUGUAUUGGAGUGAGGAAACUUCUCAGCCUUGUCACUUCUACACACCCAUUUUUUAUCAGUUGUUGACACUUCUAGUCCAGUAUUGGAUCAAUAUAUUGUGCGGACCGUGAAAGGUAAAAAGGAACAAAAGGAGUACUUUAGAAUGUGAUCCUAAUAAGGGAUGUGUCCCUGAAUACAGAAAUAUGCAGAAAUUAUGAUAAUAAGUGAUUUGUUAAUGUUACAUACA